This is a messenger RNA of Schistocerca gregaria, 1712 nucleotides long. It is a transcript of the gene mof, whose product is annotated as histone acetyltransferase KAT8. Gene Ontology annotation, molecular function: histone acetyltransferase activity. Lineage: Eukaryota; Metazoa; Arthropoda; Insecta; Orthoptera; Acrididae. The transcript has 7 exons. Gene Ontology annotation, biological process: regulation of DNA-templated transcription. Bases 142 to 1446 code for a protein of 434 amino acids. The record is from RefSeq and is a predicted model, not a curated record.
AAACGAGUUGAAAGCGUCAUGGUGAUUGGUAAGAGCGGAGAGAGAAUCUUGAAAAUCGGAGAUUUACUAACGGGCAACGAAAGUACAAAUAGCUUCUAGUGAUGCUGUGAGGUAGGGGUUAAUUCCUAAAACAUUGAAACAAUGGUGAAACAAGAGAAACGUGUGGACAGUAAUUCUACAGAUCACAAAGGUGACAACGAAGAUGCCGAAUCUUUUGAGGAACAACCUCUCGACACUGGCGAUCACUACUUGGCAAGGAGAUCUGAUACAUGGCAUCCUGCAGAAAUCAUCCAGACACGAUACAAUGACCAAGAUGGUCAUUACGAGUAUUAUGUUCAUUAUGAAGGAUAUAACAGGAGGCUUGACGAGUGGGUACAGCGAGACAGGAUCAUGAGCUCUCGCUUCCAUAUGUCAGACCAGCAGUGGAAGAACAAUGAAAAGAAUUCAUCAGACUUGCUGUCAGAUCAGACUGAUAGAAAAAUCACUCGGAAUCAGAAGAGACGUCAUGAUGAAAUUAACCACAUUCAAAAGACAUAUGCUGAAAUGGAUCCAACAACUGCCGCAUUGGAGAAAGAACAUGAAGCAAUAACAAAGGUAAAAUACAUUGACAGAAUUCAGAUUGGUCGUUAUGAGAUAGAUACUUGGUACUUUAGUCCAUAUCCUGAUGAGUAUGGGAAGCAAUCUAAGCUUUGGAUAUGUGAAUACUGUCUUAAGUACAUGCGGCUGGAGAAGACUUACCGUUACCAUAUGAGUGAAUGCACAUCAAGACAACCACCCGGAAAAGAAAUUUAUCGGAAAGGAACUUUGUCCAUUUGGGAGGUGGAUGGGAAAGAUCAUAAAAUAUACAGCCAAAAUUUGUGUUUAUUGGCAAAGUUGUUCCUUGAUCAUAAAACAUUAUAUUUUGAUGUGGAACCAUUUCUGUUUUACAUACUGUGUGAAGUAGAUAAACAUGGAGCACACCUUGUUGGGUACUUCUCCAAGGAAAAAGAAUCACCUGAUGGAAACAAUGUAGCUUGUAUUCUAACACUGCCACCAUAUCAGCGUCAGGGUUAUGGUAAAUUGCUGAUUGCAUUCAGCUAUGAACUCUCGAAGAUGGAAUCUGCUGUUGGGAGUCCGGAGAAACCUCUGUCAGACCUGGGAAAAUUGAGCUACCGUUCUUAUUGGUCAUGGGUCCUUCUUGAAAUUUUAAGAGAUUUCCGAGGAACACUUUCUAUCAAAGAACUCAGUGAAAUGACGAGUAUAACACAGACAGACAUAAUCUCGACACUGCAGAGUAUGAAUAUGGUAAAAUACUGGAAAGGGCAGCAUGUCAUUUGUGUUACACCUAAACUUGUGGAAGAACAUAUAAAAUCAUCUCAGUUUAAGAAACCAAGGCUUGUGGUGGACACAACAGCUCUCCGUUGGGCUCCACCAAAGAAAACGCAGACGAGAACUGGGAAGAAAUGAAAGCAAAAGCGUACAAGGAAAAGUGAAAUUAAAAGCGUACAAGGAAAAGUGAAAUUAAAAGUGUACAAGGAAAAGUGAAAUUAAUGAAUCAUUUCAUGUGCACAUCUUGUCAUUACAUUUCUUGAAGUGAAAUAAUUGCAUUUGAGAGUUGUAAUGCAUUUUCUUCAUUAAUAUUUAUUAUAUUCACAUACUUUAUUUGUAAAAAAUAUCAUUUUUAAAGAUACACAGCUGUAUAUAUGAAAAUAAAAGCAAAAUAUUCAGGUGAA